Messenger RNA from Paramecium tetraurelia, 1269 nucleotides. RefSeq lists its product as uncharacterized. Gene Ontology annotation, molecular function: sphingosine-1-phosphate phosphatase activity. Gene Ontology annotation, cellular component: endoplasmic reticulum membrane. NCBI's taxonomy places the organism in Eukaryota, Ciliophora, Oligohymenophorea, Peniculida, Parameciidae. The transcript is spliced from 3 exons. The record is from RefSeq and is a predicted model, not a curated record.
AUGAAACUAUUUAUUAUUGCUACAUUAGUUUUACUUAUAUACAUAGCACUUGACAUUGUAUUCAAUUCCAAUAUGUGGGAAGCGAACACCACUUUGACACUAUAUUUGCAACAGCACUAAUUUCAUGGUGAGAAAGAAAUGUUCCUAGUUUUCUCUUAUUCCCUUUAUGUACUUCCGAGCAUAGCAGGAAUUGCCUUCCUGAUUUUGGAUAAUAAGUUGGGAGCAUUGUUAUAUGGAGGGAUGAUUCUAUUCUCAGUAGCGUCUAAUUCUCUGUUGAAAAAUAUCUAUCAUUAAGCAAGACCAUUCUUCAUUGUCGAAGAGAUUGAACCUUAUGAAUGCAACAAAGAAUUUGGUAAGCCUUCAGGUCAUGCUAUGACAUCAUCAGCUAUGUGUUUCUUGUUGCCCUCCAUUAUGUUCCCUGCAAUUUGGACAGAUUAACCUAACUGCAAGUAUCCAUUAUACUUAAGGUUAUUAGUUAUAUUUAUAAUCACCUUUUGGACCUUCAUGACUGGAUUCGCAAGGGUGUUUAUGGGAGUUCAUUCAUUUGCCCAAAUCAUCCUGGGUUGGGUUUACUAGGGAUAUGUCUCCAUCAUUUACAUGUAGUACUUGCAUGAUCGAAUAGCCAAUUAUCUAAAAGAAUGUUUAUAAGUGGGAUAACAGGGAGUUUCAAUCAAAGCAAUCAAUGUGAUUGGCUUAAUUGUGUUCUGUUGGACUUGCAUAUCGAUUCUAUUUUUGGAAUUAAACAACAAUAUAUUCAUAACCACAUCUGAAGCCAAUUUAUGGAUGAAGGCUGUGUAUGAGAAGUGUGAGAACCAAUCAACUUUGUACUCAAUCAACAGUCCUUCAGUUCUAUAAAAUAUUUGUUUCAGUAUGUGUCUGUAUAUUUGGUUUAUGCUAAGCUUUGUGUUUGGGAUCAAACUUAGUAAAGGAAUUUACUUAGAGAAUCAAUUCUCAUAGAAUUUUAAGUUGAUCUCCUUUUGGAAAAAGACAUAGAGAAUAGUUGUGCUGAUUGUUUUGGUCGCUCUUUUGAUUCCAUUCUAUGUGAUUAAAUUUGAAACAGUCUAUGCAUAAGCAUUUGGUUAGGUAAGUCACUCUAUUAUCUAGGUUGUUCCAGUUUCAAUAUUAGGGGGAUUAUUUAUAACUGUUGUGUACUAAAAACUAUUAAAUUAUUUAAAGAUUUCUGUGUCUGGAGACUUCUUAUAAAUAAUAACUAAUCAAUCAUCUGCAUCAGAUGGUCAAUCUGUAGAAAUGUAAGCCAUAAAAUCUUGA